AUGGCGCUUUGAUGUUAAAAAAAGUACAAAAGGAUGUUUCGGCUGUUUUCAAUUGUAUUUACUCGUGAACUUUUCUUCUAAAUGAUAUAAGUUUGAAGUAAAAUACAGUGAAGCUAUUUUUAAGUUUUUGUCAUGGAUGACGUACGCAUUGAAUGGCUAAGGAACGAAGUUUACUUGGCGCUGGAAAUAGCUGAUUGGGAAGUAUUUGAAGAGUUGCUUAGCAGAGAUGAAGGCGCGAACGAAAGCUUGAUACAGAAAUACCUGAACGACACUCCUGCUGAAGGAACAGCAUUAAUUUUUCAUUCGGAAAUUGUCGAAGAGGAAGAAGAGAUUGAAGUUGAAAUAGAGCCUGAAAUUCCAAUAAUACCGGAGGGUGAUGAUUUGUUUGAUGGUGAAAAUAACUCUGUGAGUGAAACUAAGGAUGGCAUCCCCAACUCUAGCAUACAACCACCCGAAGUCCCAACCAAAUCAAAAGAUGCUAGUGAAGGGGACAUUAACCCUGAAACUGGAGAAAUGGUGCAAGAUGAAAAGCAUGUUGCUGAAGAGGAGGAUCACAAACAAGAAUUAAUUUUAAGCCUGCCACUAAAACUGUGAUCAAUAAAGUUUAUCGAACAGUGCUGCUGAUGAGCUGUCAGGCUAUACCAUUGGUUAUGGAUGAAACAAAUGCUGUAUACUUUCAUCGUACAACUGCUGGACCUGUUCCUUUACCAUCCUCACUUGAAGAGGCAAAUGAAAUGAUGCCAAAUCUUUUUGAAUUUGGAUCUUUGAAUGAAAAUGCAACGUUGCUUAUGUUAGAUCAAGUACUACAAAAUGUGUUUCUACCUGCACUAAGUUACAGUGGAACCAGGUAUGAGACAGGGACAAAUGGGG
Molecule: messenger RNA, 870 nt
Organism: Xenia sp. Carnegie-2017
Lineage: Eukaryota; Metazoa; Cnidaria; Anthozoa; Malacalcyonacea; Xeniidae
Exons: 3
Coding region: 133-594 (153 amino acids)
Source: RefSeq, a predicted model, not a curated record